CACCAUUUGAAUUGUUGAGUUCAGGGAGUUUAUUCCUGAUAUGUGGGAGAAAAAAAACGGUCAAUUUGACUGUUCCGUAGAAGUGCUCAGGAAAAUUGUACUAAAUGGUUAAUUAGCGUAGAGUUUUGUAGCUUUACCAAACCGACAUAGUGGCUAGCCAUUCUUUCAUGGCAUCUUUCCAAAUCACCUUAUUUGUUGUGAUAUCUACAGCGAUUCAGCAGGUCCAGCUAACAAGCUAGCUCAGGCUUAGCAUAACUAGCUAACUGAUGUUCAGUAGGAAACAUAGCUACACAGACAUAGCUAGGUGAACGUGCCGGGUGCUUGCUAACUUCUCUAAUUUCGUGCGUCCUUGCGAUUUAAUCUAAAUUGUUUCUCUGACGAACUGUUUUCUAGCCAACAAACAAUGCAUUUCUACAAGUCUAAUGUUUAUUCCAUGUAAUUGACAAGAAGAUAGCUAGCUAACUUUGCUGGCUAACACCGCCCGGCUAGCUUCAGCUUGCUCGUUUUUGGUAACGUUACUCUUUGUUUUGACAAAGGACCUGAUAUUUUUUUUUCUUCCAUAUUUGGAAUAUACCUGGGACAUUUUUGUAUUUCCUGGGCCAUGUCUCCCCAGAAGCACGGUUCUUCUGACGGCGGCAACAACGUAUCGGGUCCCGUUGUGGGAUACGUUGGUACCGGUGGCGGCAGAGCGAACGGCCGUGUCUACCACCACCAAACAACUGCAGUUGUGGUGCCCGCAGCCAAGAAGCCGAAAAUGGAACUGGUUCAAGCCGAUCAUGAGUUGUUCUUGCAGGCAUUUGAAAAACCGACCCAGAUCUACAGGUUUCUCAGAACAAGGAACUUGAUAGCGCCCAUAUUUCUGCACAGAACCCUCACCUACAUGUCCCACAGAAACUCCAGAACAAACGACAAACGGAAGUCCUCCAGGGUGGAUCACCUGCUGUACAGAGUGGAGAAGAAGAGGGCUGAGCAGAAGACACACAGCCUGGCUUCACACCUGCAACUCACCUUCACUGGGUUCUUUCAUAAAGUCGAGAAGUCAUCAGUAGCCUCAGAGAAUGAGCAGACCUCUGUUUCGCUAGAGGUGCUGCUGGUUAAAGUCUGUCACAAGAAGAGAAAGGAUGUGAGCUGUCCAGUGAAGCAGGUUCCUACAGGGAAGAAGCAGGUGCCUCUGAACCCAGACAGCAGCACUUCCAGCAGUCAGCCCAAGCCAGGCUCCUGUCCUUCUCUGGUGGUGUCCAGUAGUGAGUUUGAUGCCAGCAACGGCCACACGGUCAAGUCCUACUCCCUGUUGUUCCGAGUGUCUGGACCAGGCAGGACGCAGCACAACGGACUGGUCAAUGGACAGACCAAUGAGAAUAUAGAGGAUGUGUGUAACAGGAAGAAGAGAAGCUCCACCGUCAGACAAGAAGAAGUGGGAGAAACAACGUUCGUAGCUCAGAUGACUGUGUUUGAUAAGAACAGGCGUCUGCAGUUGUUAGAUGGAGAGUAUGAGGUGUCUAUGCAGCAGAUGGUGGACUGUCCGGUCAACAAGAAGAGAGCCACCUGGGAAACCAACCUGGAUGGAAAGCUCCUCCCUCCGUUUGAGACGUUCUCCAAGGGUCCUACUCUCCAGUUCACACUGCGUUGGACAGGCGAGCCCAGUGAUAGGUCGACGGCCCCUGUGGCCAAACCCCUUGCCACGCGGAACGCUGACGCUAGCAGCCUGACCUCCGACCCUAGGCCCUGCUCCCUCAGACCCACUCAGACCGUAGCUGUGAAAGACUCCUUUAGCAGUACAGAAUUUCAGAUGAGACGAGAACACACACUUGAGGAACCAAGUGACAAUCUACGCAUUUUCUACCAGUUCCUGUAUAACCACAACACACAGCAGCAGACCGAGGCUAGAGAUGACCUCCACUGUCCCUGGUGCACUCUGAACUGUAGGAGACUCUACAGUCUCCUCAAACACCUCAAACUGGCCCACAGCAGAUUCAUCUUCAACUACGUGCCCCACCCUAAAGGAGCGAGGAUAGACGUGUCUAUUAAUGAGCGUUACGACGGGGCGUACGCUGGGAAUCCUCAGGAUGUUCACAGUCAGCCCGGCUUCGCCUUCAGCAGGAACGGACCCGUCAAGAGAUCCCCUGUCACACACAUCCUCGUCUGCAGACCUAAGCGUCUUCUCCCCCCCAGUCUGUGUGAGUUCCUGGAGGCUGAUGGAGAAGAGGGAGACCAGCAGAGAAUCAUCCCUGGUCACAACCGCCUCUACUUCCGCUCAGACAGCUGUACCCCCAAAACUCCCCAGGAGAUAGAUCACGACAGUGAGGAUGAGACGGACCCCUUCUGGCUCCGAGAGAGGACCAUCAUGCAAAUCCAGGAGUUUACAGACGUGAACGAUGGCGAGAAGGAGGUGAUGAAGCUAUGGAACCUUCACGUUAUGAAGUAUGGCUACAUAGCAGAUAACCAGAUGAACGGAGCCUGUCUGGCGUUUGUGGAAGGUUGCGGUGUGUACAUUGCCAGGAAGAACCUCUGUAGGAACUUCCUGUUACACCUGGUCAGCAUGCAUGACUUUAAACUGGUUACCACGACAACCAUCAACCAGGCCAUGACACGCCUCCGACACAUCCAGCAGACCCAGCGGCAGGAAGGAGGAGAGGGGGAUGGAGGAGAGGAGUGGGUGACAGCGCUGGAGUCUCCGUCUGAGCUGCAACCCGACUAUGCCACAUGUAAUGAUGACCACACGGAUGGUAAGAGUAACCAUGGUAAUGGCCGCACGAAUGGAAACGGCGAUGGUGAUGAAACUGGUAGUUCUGUUGCUGUGGAAACAUCCAGGCCGAGCAAGAGGCAUAAGUUCUGAAGUACCCUCCUCCGGCCCUCUCCUGGAGGAGGGAUAAGUAUCUAAAAUGAUGCCCGGUGAUUGGCUGUGGAAGAGGGUGUUGGUGGUGAUUGGAGGGAAUAAGAGAGACUCAUGAUGACAUCAUUCCAAACAAGCACUGGGGUGUUGGGUUUACUGUAUAGAGGUGGUGGGCCAGAAUCAUUCAGUCAAUUUGGACACACACAAAUACACACACACACACACAUUGUCCCACUGGUUAUAGCAGGGAAACCUUCAUCUAGUGUUUUCCUAUGUCUGGUUAUUCAGUCUAGCUUGUUGUCAUUAGACUAAUGUUACAGUGACCAUGAGUUGUGUAAACACAUCACUUCAGCAAUAACUUAGUCUGAGUCCCAACUGGCACCAUAUUCCGUUAUACUAGUGUGCACUACUUUUCAUCAGGCCCUGCUGUAGGCUAGCAUUCUGUCCAGGGGGUGUUUAUCAAGCUGUCUGCUGUAGACUAGCAUUCUGUCCAGGAGGUGUACUUGUACAUCAAGCUGUCUGCUGUAGACUAGCAUUCUGUCCAGGGGGUGUACAUCAAGCUGUCUGCUGUAGACUAGCAUUCUGUCCAGGAGGUGUACUUGUACAUCAAGCUGUCUGCUAUAGACUAGCAUUCUGUCCAGGGGGUGUACUUGUACAUCAAGCUGUCUGCUAUAGACUAGCAUUCUGUCCAGGGGGUGUACUUGUACAUCAAGCUGUCUGCUAUAGACUAGCAUUCUGUCCAGGGGGUGUACUUGUACAUCAAGCUGUCUGCUAUAGACUAGCAUUCUGUCCAGGAGGUGUACUUGUACAUCAAGCUGUCUGCUAUAGACUAGCAUUCUGUCCAGGGGGUGUACUUGUACAUCAAGCUGUCUGCUAUAGACUAGCAUUCUGUCCAGGGGGUGUACUUGUACAUCAAGCUGUCUGCUAUAGACUAGCAUUCUGUCCAGGGGGUGUACUUGUACAUCAAGCUGUCUGCUAUAGACUAGCAUUCUGUCCAGGGGGUGUACUUGUACAUCAAGCUGUCUGCUAUAGACUAGCAUUCUGUCCAGGAGGUGUACUUGUACAUCAAGCUGUCUGCUAUAGACUAGCAUUCUGUCCAGGGGGUGUACUUGUACAUCAAGCUGUCUGCUAUAGACUAGCAUUCUGUCCAGGGGGUGUACUUGUACAUCAAGCUGUCUGCUGUAGACUAGCAUUCUGUCCAGGAGGUGUACUUGUACAUCAAGCUGUCUGCUAUAGACUAGCAUUCUGUCCAGGAGGUGUACGUGUACAUCAAGCUGUCUGCUGUAGACUAGCAUUCUGUCCAGGAGGUGUACUUGUACAUCAAGCUGUCUGCUAUAGACUAGCAUUCUGUCCAGGAGGUGUACUUGUACAUCAAGCUGUCUGCUAUAGACUAGCAUUCUGUCCAGGGGGUGUACAUCAAGCUGUCUGCUGUAGACUAGCAUUCUGUCCAGGAGGUGUACUUGUACAUCAAGCUGUCUGCUAUAGACUAGCAUUCUGUCCAGGGCGUGUACUUGUACAUCAAGCUGUCUGCUGUAGACUAGCAUUCUGUCCAAGAGGUGUACUUGUACAUCAAGCUGUCUGCUGUAGACUAGCAUUAUGUCCAGGAGGUGUACUUGUACAUCAAGCUGUCUGCUGUAGACUAGCAUUCUGUCCAGGAGGUGUACUUGUACACCAAGCUGUCUGCUGUAGACUAGCAUUCUGUCCAGGAGGUGUACUUGUACAUCAAGCUGUCUGCCAUAGACUAGCAUUCUGUCCAGGAGGUUUACUAUGUACAUCAAGCUGUCUGCUAUAGACUAGCAUUCUGUCCAGGAGGUGUACUUGUACAUCAAGCUGUCUGCUGUAGACUAGCAUUCUGUCCAGGGGGUGUACUUGUACAUCAAGCUGUCUGCUGUAGACAAGCGUUCUGUCCAGGAGGUGUACUUGUACAUCAAGCUGUCUGCUGUAGACUAGCAUUCUGUCCAGGGGGUGUACUUGUACAUCAAGCUGUCUGCUGUAGACUAGCAUUCUGUCCAGGGGGUGUACUUGUACAUCAAGCUGUCUGCUAUAGACUAGCGUUCUGUCCAGGAGGUGUACUUGUACAUCAAGCUGUCUGCUGUAGACUAGCAUUCUGUCCAGGGGGUGUACUUGUACAUCAAGCUGUCUGCUAUAGACUAGCAUUCUGUCCAGGGGGUGUACUUGUACAUCAAGCUGUCUGCUAUAGACUAGCAUUCUGUCCAGGAGGUGUACUUGUACAUCAAGCUGUCUGCUGUAGACUAGCGUUCUGUCCAGGAGGUGUACUUGUACAUCAAGCUGUCUGCUGUAGACUAGCAUUCUGUCCAGGGGGUGUACUUGUACAUCAAGCUGUCUGCUGUAGACUAGCAUUCUGUCCAGGAGGUGUACUUGUACAUCAAGCUGCCUCACUACAGAAGCAGGAGGUGGGCUCCUGCCCUCUGGGCCGUUCUGGCUGUUACAAGGCUUACUUAGUACUUUCGUCCGAGGCCCAUAGGGCUCUAUAUAGAUCAGUGGUUCCCAAACUGUUUCACUCAGGCCCCUCUUCCAGCAUUGGGGAACAUCCAUUUCUAUGGGCACAAGCACUGUUAAUGACACAAACUGUUCACACCCCUAAAAUGUUGCAGAUUUAAAGCUUAUUUCCUUGCAAUUCUAUACAUUGACACGUCUAAUGUGUAUUCAUGUGACAAAAAAAUGAAUAUCUACGGGCUAAAAAAGCAUUAAAAAAAGCAUUCGCUGACAUGGGCUAGUUGAUCUGGACAUUUCUGACAAGUUCUAAAUAUCUCUAAGAAAUGCAAUGGCUGACAUGACAAAGAGGAAGUGAUGAUGCAACAACCAGUUUCUACACGUCACCUUGUUCAUUCUAUUACAACUUUCAAGAGCAAGUUGAAAGCUGGACUGAGGUCCCGCUAGGGGGGUGCGCCCCACAGUUUGAGAACCACUGAUGUAUGGAAUAGGAUACCAUCAGUAGUGUGUCCAUCCUCACUGGUUCAUCAGUAGUGUGUCCAUCCUACUUUAGCAACCGUCUUGUCUCAGGUGCCUGUUUGAGACAGACGUGGGUGUCUGUGCACUAGAUAGGGAAUAGGGUGCCAUUUGGGAUAUUUGCUUUGGGACAAACUCGUUAAAAAAUAUAUAUAGUUCAGUAUAGAGACGAACCGAAAAGACUUGGGAUGGACUACCUGAACAAUAUAAACGCUUGUUUUUGUUUUCUUUUGCUAAACGUUUUGCUACAGUGUGCACUAAUGAAUACAACCCUGAUGACGGACAGACUCUGCUGAAAUGUAUUGUUGUUGUUUUUUUUACAAGGGGAAUGGUUGGUUGUAUGAUGAUGCAUUCUGAAUUUGAACAUUUGAUUGUUAUAUGUUUAUUACUAUGGUGGCCAUUUUGAGGCUAAACUUGAGGACGGUACGCUGGUCUGAAGUCCAGCUCUUGGAAACAGGGUUGUUGGAUUAGAAGGUGUCUGGCUCAGGGUAGAAAGAUCACUUUACCCACAAUCCUAAACUAAAUGUGUAUUGCUAUCAGACCUCUGUUUAAAUACUAUUUGGAGUCUUUAACGUUUGCUCUAGCCUGCCUGGAGUGCUAGAUGGGAGGGGAGUUGCAGUUUUGGGACAAUUCUUUUGGUCCAUUUUAAGCCAGGCAAGCUCAAUCAAGCACAGAUAAAGUAUUUGAACCCAGGUCUGGUUACCAGUCAGUCAGGAUCCACUGGUGCUACUAGACAGAUGAUUCAGGCCCUCAGCGAGCGCUGAUCACAGUCAUCUGUAACCUUUUUGAGGUUGUCAGGUCAUUAGGUCACGGUUCAGUUACACUGUAUGAGCACAUUCAUCAUCAAGCUGAAACCUUGCAGCACCCCGAAUGGCUCCCUAUAUAGUACACUACUUUUGACCAGGGUCCAUAGGGUAGUGCACUACUUAGGGAAUAGGGUGCCAUUUGGGACGUACUCUUACUAUGUUGGACUAAUUUGGCAAGGUCAGUGUUGACGUCUUCAGAAAGGUGACGUGUUGACUUGCGAGACAUAAACUAUAGUAAGUAUUACAGUGGGGGAGUAAAAUGUUGAGUUUCCUGACCAAAGGGAGUUUGGAUCUGCUGCAGAUUUUCUAUUUUCCUCACCUGUGAAACUGUCCUAAAUAUCAUAUUAUUUCCUAUAUAUAGUGUACCAUAGGGCCCUGGUCAAAAGUAGUAUGGACCACAGGAGGUUGGUGGCACCUUUAAUUGGGGAGGACGGGCUCGUGGUAAUGGCUGGAGCGGAAUGGUAUCAAACACGGGAUUUCCAUGUGUUUGAUACCAUUCUAUUGGCUCCGUUCCAGCCAUUAUGAGCCGUCCUCCCCUCCGCAGCCUCCACUGGUAUGGGCCCUGGUCAACAGGAGUGUGGUCCCUGGUCAACAGGAGUGUGGUCCCUGGUCAACAGGAGUGUGGUCCCUGGUCAACAGGAGUGUGGUCCCUGGUCAACAGGAGUGUGGUCCCUGGUCAACAGGAGUGUGGUCCCUGGUCAACAGGAGUGUGGUCCCUGGUCAACAGGAGUGUGGUCCCUGGUCAACAGGAGUGUGGUCCCUGGUCAACAGGAGUGUGGUCCCUGGUCAACAGGAGUGUGGGCCCUGGUCAACAGGAGUGUGGGCCCUGGUCAACAGGAGUGUGGGCCCUGGUCAACAGGAGUGUGGGCCCUGGUCAACAGGAGUGUGGGCCCUGGUCAACAGGAGUGUGGGCCCUGGUCAACAGGAGUGCACUAUAUCGGAAAUAGGGUGUCAUUUCAGAUGGAUCCUUUGCUUCUCCAGUGAUAGGGUGGAUCUUUGCAGGUGUCAACGUGAAUUGCAAUCAAUCAGGACCCAAACAAAGGAAGCUGUUCCUACGUUCUGUACCUGUGUGCAGUAUGUUGACUAGGGUCAUGUUCAUUUGGCACAAAACGUUAGAAAGCACUCAAACGAGGAAGUUGGAGGUACUAUCUGUACUAAUACAAUAAAACUUGUCUUCUGUUGCAAAAUGUUUUGCUACAGUGCGCCUCAAUGAACAUGACCCAGGUUUGUGUAUACGUCACUUCAGGGGAAAAAGAGCAACAUUUUGCUCUGGCGAACCCAGAUAAGAAAAACAGGACUGUGCACCAACAUCCUAAAACCAGCUGGACGUUGGGAAUUUAGUAAUAAAGGAGUCAUAGAAAAUGUUUUCUAUUUAAAAGAAUAAAGAUGUUUUGUACUAUUACCA
This is a messenger RNA of Salvelinus fontinalis (brook trout), 8014 nucleotides long. RefSeq names its product polycomb protein suz12-A-like. NCBI's taxonomy places the organism in Eukaryota, Metazoa, Chordata, Actinopteri, Salmoniformes, Salmonidae. Gene Ontology annotation, cellular component: ESC/E(Z) complex; nucleus. Gene Ontology annotation, molecular function: chromatin DNA binding. The record is from RefSeq and is a predicted model, not a curated record. The transcript has 16 exons. Bases 602 to 2836 code for a protein of 744 amino acids.